Pisolithus orientalis is the source of this 930-nucleotide messenger RNA. RefSeq lists its product as uncharacterized. Lineage: Eukaryota; Fungi; Basidiomycota; Agaricomycetes; Boletales; Pisolithaceae. The transcript is spliced from 3 exons. The record is from RefSeq and is a predicted model, not a curated record. Gene Ontology annotation, biological process: mitotic cell cycle; DNA replication; base-excision repair, gap-filling. Gene Ontology annotation, molecular function: single-stranded DNA 3'-5' DNA exonuclease activity; DNA-directed DNA polymerase activity; DNA binding. Bases 1 to 930 code for a protein of 309 amino acids. Gene Ontology annotation, cellular component: epsilon DNA polymerase complex.
AUGGAUUAUGCCAACAUGGGUGGCGUUGUGUGCGAGGAUCCACUGGCUGUUGAACCACCAGAGGAACUUAUUGUCGAAAUGCUCAUCCAGUACUUCAUCGUUGAAUUAUACAAGAUCAGACAGAAGACGAAUGAGGGGACUCGCGCUCCCCUCAGAGUUGUCCAGAACUUGGCCCCCGACCUCACCCAACGAGAUGCUAAGAAAGCCGACGAAAUGGAUAACAUUCGCGAAUUUAUUGCACGGAAGCUAACGCGCAAACUCCUAAGGAUUGUUGGUGCGAUUCAAUCCAAGCAUAGAGACUCGGUAUACGACGAGGACCUCCAGCAACAGUUCGUCUUCCCGAUCCUUCCAGGUUCCUACCUUGCGUUCACCAACCCGGUCCUGGAAUUCGUCAAGUUUGUUUGUGCUAUCCUUGGUCUAGCACAAGAUUACCAGGUGGAAAUCGGCUUGCUGAAACGCAACUUACUGGAGCUCGUUGGUGUUCGAGAAUUUGCGAGCGACGCUGUUUUCCGAAACCCAUGCGAAACGCUGAAGUUGUCCAACAUUCCCUGUAAACUUUGUGACAGCCUUCGGGAUUUCGAUUUCUGUCGUGAUCCAGAGUUGAUGCCCAGUAAUCUGGAUGUGGGUCCUCCAAAGUGGAUAUGCUCAGGAUGUGGGGGCGAAUACGAUCGCGUGGCAAUCGAACUCGAACUUAUCCGCAUGUUAAACUCUGUCGAACGUGCAUUUGUGCAGCAAGACCUCAAAUGUACGAAGUGCAAACAAAUUCGUUCUGAUAACGUUUCCCGAUACUGUCAAUGUUCUGGCGCAUACCAGUUGACGCUAGGAAAGGCUGAAGUGAGGAGGAAACUAAAGACAAUAUUAAACGUAUCUAUCGUUCACGGGUUGUCGCGGCUGAAGGAAUGUGCUCAGAUAACCCUGGAGAACUGGUGA